Molecule: messenger RNA, 6779 nt
Organism: Cephus cinctus (wheat stem sawfly)
Lineage: Eukaryota; Metazoa; Arthropoda; Insecta; Hymenoptera; Cephidae
Gene: shg
Product: DE-cadherin
Exons: 16
Coding region: 273-4730 (1485 amino acids)
Biological process (GO): adherens junction organization; homophilic cell-cell adhesion; cell morphogenesis
Cellular component (GO): catenin complex; plasma membrane; adherens junction
Molecular function (GO): cadherin binding; calcium ion binding
Source: RefSeq, a predicted model, not a curated record
AGCGUUGAGGUUGGGUUUGUCUCUUUGUCAGCUGUACGCUCGGGACGCUAUAAAAAGUAUAUAUACUGUAUACUAUAGUCGGUUAACAUACUGAAGCGUCGUUCGCGUGGAUUUUUGUGACGUGCUUGUGUCAGUCGUUUCCCUGCGACAAUAGAAUUAUCGAAAAAUGUCGUACGGCAGUGAUCCCUGAGGUUGUGCGUUGGAAUCUUGAAGAGUUGCUGGUACUGCUUUGAGAAAGAAGAUCGUGCCAGGGAGAAAGGGACAGAGAAGAAAUGCAGUCCCAGGGAGGAACGGCCCGGGCCUGGGCGAGGCCCAUCUUAUUGUUGCUUCUAGUCUGCGGAACUCUGGCCGAUGCUACCAGGCUCAGGCAUUCCCGUCACCUCGACGUCAGAUCACAGUUGCAAAAUGACGCCAUAUUACAGAUCCAACUCAGCCACAACCACAAGCCGGUGUUUUCGAAUUGUUCGAAUUACGCGCCAGUCGUCAAGGAGGAGCAACCACCUGGUACAAGGGUUAUUGAAGUUCAUGCGGAGGAUCGUGACCCACCGGAGGAGGGAGGCACCAUCACCUACACGCUCGCCACGUCCCCAGCGGAGAAACUCAAGUUUCAGAUUAACAACAUAACCGGCGUAAUCACUACGACCCUGUUCUUGGACAGGGACGAACCAACGCGUGAAAAGGAAGCUUAUCUAACUGUUUUGGCUACUGAUAACGGCAGACCACCCCUCGAGGACGUUUGCACCUUUAAAGUUACCAUCGAGGAUAUCAAUGACAAUGCUCCAGUAUUUGACAAAGUGGCCUACACGGAAUCCGUACCUCAGGAUCUACCCCUUGGAAGAGAGGUCAUGCGCGUCUCUGCUACAGACAUUGACGAUGGGAAUAAUUCCCUCGUUCAUUACAUUCUCACCCCUAAGAACCGUAAAGACGGGGUCUACUUUAGGAUCGACGAAGAAACUGGAAUUAUCUUCUUGAACAAGACCAUCGACAAAAAUCCAGAGUACAAGUUCAGCAUGACCGCCAGAGCCCAGGACAAGGGUGUGGAGCCAAAGUUCAACGUGAUUGACCUGGAUAUACGUGUGGUGGAGUCGCACAAGAAGGCGCCAUCUUUCUUACCCAGGCCAGACGAACCAAUUAGGCUUAAAGAGAAUUACAGUGACUUCGAUGCCAGCAUCGUCAGACUAGAGGCCGUCUCCAACAUUGACCAGAGUUCAGGCGAUCUUUUCUUUGAGCUUGUGACUGGCAGAACCGAGCAGACCAACAAGGGAAAUACUUUUAGGAUUGUGUCCUUGAAGAACAUUGCUGAUAUCAAGUUGGCCAAGCACCUCGACUACGAGAGCAACACCGAGUACACUCUGAUCGUCCGGGUGGUGAAUAAAUAUCAAUUGGCUGCUGAGACUGUGGUAAACAUCAAAGUGUUAGACGUGAAUGACAAUAUACCUAUAUUUCGUGAGAUAGAGAAGGGGAGCGUCCUGGAGAACGAACCACCUGGUGCACCCGUGAUGCAAGUCCGAGCCAUCGACGCGGAUGGAACGUCUGCGCAUAAUCAGGUCACUUAUAAACUGGGCAACUUCUUGGACCUUUUCACCAUAGACAACAUCACGGGAAACAUCACAACGCUCACUACCUUUGACAGGGAAGCCGAGGACAGUUACAGCGUGAGGGUGAUAGCCACGGAUAAUUCACCUAGUGCGCUAUUUAAGACGGGAGAGCAUAACAAGGGUCAGCAAGUGUUCCAGAUAUAUAUUGCUGAUAAGAACGAUAAUCCUCCGCACUUUACUCAGCCUAUUUACACGGCCACCGCCAUUCUGGAAGAUGCGAAUAUUAAUGCUCAGGUCACCAAAGUUGAGGCUAUCGAUUCGGAUACGGCAAGUCCGGUGACUUACAGCAUCAUCUCUGGGAAUACCGAUGACAGCUUUUACAUUGACAGUCGUCUUGGAGAGAUUCGUGUUAAUAAGCCUUUGGAUUACGAAAAGAUUACUGAGUAUAAUUUGACGGUCAGGGCCUUUGAUGGGGUUUAUAAUGACACCGCCCAGGUGAAGAUCUUCAUUGAGGAUGUCAAUGACAAUCCGCCUGUUUUCGAGGACUUUGAAAGGAACCCAACUAUCUACGAGGAGCAAUUGGUAGAUGGUUGUAUCACUACUGUUGUUGCUUAUGAUCCUGAUAUCAAGGAUAGAAACGCGGAUCAGCACAUCGCUUAUUUUAUAUAUAAGGAAGAUCAAAAACCUUUGAUUGGCAUUGAUAAGACUGGUUGUAUGACCCUGAAGAAGCCUCUCGAUCACGAUCCACCUUUUGGCUACCCCAUGUGGACGAUAAUUGUCACAGCCCUAGACCAAGACGACGCUCCCACUGCUUUGAGAAAGUUGGUUCCGGUGAAUAUUACCCUUAUCGACAUAAACGAUAACGCUCCAUUCCUGGAUAUGCCGCACCCGGUCGUCUGGUACGAGAGAGAGCCACCAGGACAGAUAACUGAACUAAAAGCUAGAGAUUGGGAUUCCGACGAGAAUGGUCCCCCAUUCGAAUACAAAAUAGAUGAUUCAGCUGGCGAAGAGAUACUCUCAAAAUUUAAAAUCAGAAAUACCUACCUGGACGCCGUCGUUGUAUUCGAUCGUGAAGAAAGGAAGAGCUACGAUAUUCCUAUAUCCAUAACAGACAGUGGAAAACCACCAAUGACGGGAACGUCUACUCUGACUGUCAUAAUUGGCGAUAGGAACGACAACGCCAUGCAAGAAGGAUCCAGCUCUAUAUUUGUGUAUAAUUACAAGGGAGAGACUCCAGAUACUGAGAUAGGACGGGUAUACGUAAAUGAUUUGGAUGACUGGGACCUGCCCGACAAGCGUUUUGGCUGGGCAACUGAGCCUCACGAGGGCUUCCGCCUGAACCCGGACAACGGAAUGAUCACAUUACUAGCAGGAACAACAAAUGAUACAUUCGUCCUAAAGUUCAAGGUCACUGAAGAGAGUGCAAAUGUUCCAAAGCACCACGUGAACGCCUACGUGAACGUGACAGUCAAGGAGAUCCCUGAGGAAGCCGUUAUGAAGUCCGGAUCUGUCAGAUUCUUCGGUAUGACCGCAGAGCAGUUCGUCGCUCCCGAUGCGUCUGGGGUCAGCAAGAAGGAAAUUCUUCAGGAACGUCUGGCAACAAUGCUCAACACUUCAGUGGAAAACGUGGACGUCUUCACAGUUUUGCACUCACCUCAUCACAACAAUCGCAGCCUCCUGGACGUCCGGUUUUCGGCCCACGGCAGCCCUUACUAUGCACCGGAGAAAUUGAACACGAUUGCCGCUCAACAUUCUAAGGAAAUCGAACGGGAGAUGAACGCUGAUAUUAUGCUUAUCAAUAUCGAUGAAUGCCUCUUCGAGAAAGUUCAUUGUAAUAAUUCUUGUAGAAGUUACUUGAACGCUACUAGCAUUCCGUCUCCCGUUUAUACAAACACCAGCUCCUUCGUCGGCGUGCACGCGGUUGUUGAUCCACAAUGUACCUGUCACGUCGCCGAGCCAAUUGUUUGUCUCAAUGGCGGUACUCCUCUCACCGAGAGGUGUGAAUGUCCUCCAGGAUUGGAAGGACCACGUUGUGAAUUAUUGGGAAUUGGUUUCCAUGGGGAUGGUUGGGCUGUCAUGCCACCUCCUGGACAGGCAUGCGACGACUCGCACUUGAGCUUGGAAAUUACACCGCACGUUGACCAUGGUCUUGUCUUUUACUUUGGUCCUAUGAGCUACAGUCCUAAGCUGGGAAUUCGAGAUUUUAUGGCUCUUGAAAUUCAGGACGGAUAUGCCGUCUUGUACGUGGACUAUGGUAGUGGUACUGUAAGACUGGAUCAGAAGCACAACAGGAUGAUGGAUGGUAAAAAUCAUAGGAUUGACGUUUUCUGGACGAAAAAUAUUAUAGAGAUGCAAGUGGACAAUUGCGGUAUGUCUGCAUGCGUCAGUCUAAAGGCUCCCGUACGACCCAACGAAUUCCUCAAUGUGAACAGUCCUUUACAAGUUGGGGGAACUUGGACGAAUCUGGCUCAAAUGGCAAGUGACUUAGGCUGGGAUCACAGACCCACUGACAAAGGAUUCGUCGGCUGUAUACGUAAUAUGACAAUUAAUGGAAACACGUACAAUCUUGGGAUGCCUACAAUAUCAAAGAAUGCAGAUCCUGGUUGUGAUCAUGGAAUGGCUAAAGCUGUAUCGUUUGGCAUUGAUACUAAUUUCCUGGUGGCCAUCCUGGUGUGCGUCGCCAUCCUCCUGAUUCUUCUGCUCGCUGUGGUGGUCCAUCGCAGGAAGACAGAUGAUCUUUACAAGGAUAUGGAUGAUAUUCGGGAGAACAUAAUCAACUACGAAGAUGAGGGUGGUGGCGAGGUUGAUACUGGGUACGACUUGAACGUCCUCAGGGCGAUGUACGACGCACCACCUCUCGAUUCAAAAAUUGCUCCUGUGGGUCUCCAGGGUAGAGCUCCCGAUGAGGUUCCUGACAUCUGCGGAUUCCUCGACGGCAAAAAAGAAAGCUGUGAUAAGGAUCCUGACACUAAUCCAUUCGACGACGUCAGGCAUUACGCUUACGAGGGUGAAGGGAACUCCGACGGCUCUCUGUCAUCCUUGGCUUCCUGCACCGACGACGGCGAUCUGAAGUUCAACUAUCUGUCGAACUUUGGUCCACGGUUCAGGAAGCUGGCGGAUAUGUACGGCGAGGAGCCAAGUGACGAGGAUAGCGACGGCGUUGGUGAGCGCGAGAGCGAAAGUUGGUGUUGAGCCGACGAAGAAGAUGUCCAACAAUAGAAAAGACUUAUACCUUACGAAUUCCCUCACUUACGCAACUUUCGACAUUAUUGUACUUAAAAAGAAAACGCCGAGGAUGCCACAACCACAAUGCCCUCAGUGACAUCUGACGGUGAACUGUGAAUUGUGAUCUGGUGAACCCUCCCACUUAUCUACCGUCAAAGCAAAGAGAUUCGCGGUAUGCUCGAUAAAAAGCCAAAUACCAUAUGGCCAUGAUGAAAUUUCUGCAGAACCACGUGAAAGUUCGGAUUCAACCUCCAGCAGAAAAUAAGACAUAAACAAUCACUUAAAUAAUCCCAAGGUUUUUUUUUAAAAAAAUUAGAACCAAAAGAAAUUCCAGCAUCAUUUUCCAUGUUACACAAUUUCAAAUCAAAGAAGCGUUUAAGGAUUCUUGUCCCUCCUGUAGAGAUGUGUAUCGAUGAGGAUGAAGGUUAUAGAUAUUUUUUGUUUAUUACUGGGUAAAGUCACGACGAGAUAAAGAAUUAUUGUUUAUUUUGUUAAUAUUUUUUUUUUUACAAACAAGAAAAAAUAAAUUAGGGUAACGCGAAACUCAUAGGUAAUAAACCUGUGACAUAUCCGACUGAAUUUAAAAAAAAAAAGAAAAUUAUCUCGCCGGCCCGGGCAGCACGAGAUUUACAAAUCCGAUCAAUGUGUCAGCCUCGAGGACAGAAAUAAUGAUGAAAUAAAUUAUUAUCUCACACGUACAGCUAACUUGACGAGGAGUCAUAAAUCGUGUGUUAAAUUUUCCGUAAGAGAUCCUCGAGUCUAACACAAUCAGUUUUCUCGUUCGUAAACACGUACCGGAUUGCCCGGGCUAUUUUUAUACAAAUAAAUACAUAAAUAUAUAUAUAUACAUACACACACAGCAUAUAUAUCUAUAUAUUUAUAUAUAUAAAUUAAUAACGGCACACCGAUAGAAGUCGAUGUCCAAUAUAAUACACGAUAACGACACUUUGAGAGAGCCGUAUUAACUGCAGAGUAUAAUGCACAGUGAAAACGUCAUUCGCAUUUGGAUGAUGUAAGAUGACGUUGUUGAGGUUGACGGUACGGCAUUUAUGGCUAAAUAAGACGUAUUUAAUUUAUAUGUAAUAUUUUAAUAAUCUUACUUACGAGUGAGACGUUGCGUAUAGGGUGAAUUGAGUGCGCGUAACUGUCUGUCUGUCUAGCGAGUAAGUAAGAGUUGAACCGUCAGCGAAUAAGUUGUUUAAUGAUAAACAAAGAGAAAAAGCUGUAUGAAUGAAUGUGGAUCGAUGCGCGUAUGAUGCAGUUUAUUAUAUAGAAUUAUAAUAAUAGUGAUUAAGUGGGCGAAUUAGUACUAGAAAGAAUUUUGAAAAAAAAAAUACAAAAAGAAAAAAAAAACAGUGAAAGUGACCCAAAGAGCGAGCGAUUUUUCCUUCACUGGUCCAUGAUAUAUCUUAAUUAUAUUGUAGUGCACGACACGAACGUAUAAAUAUAUUAUUUAUGGUCACUCGUUACGCAAUUAAUAAUAAAUACGCAUUUUCAUGUCCUCGCGUGGACAUAAAGUGGACACGCUCGCUUUUUCGAUCACGAUAAUAAUCUUUUAGCGGGGGGGAGGGCCGAAACAAAUUGAUGGAAGUGACACUAGGGAGAUGAUUGAUCUCUUAUUUUCUUCUGUCUUCUCCCUCAUUUGUAUUUUUUAUUAUUUUUGUUGUCUUCAAUUCAUUUUUAUGUUUCCCCUUAUACACGAGAUCCUAAAUCUUUUUCUUUGCUUUGUAUUGUUUUUUCUUUUCGGUUUUUUUUUUCAAUAAUCAUUUUGGCUUUUUUAAAUUUAUCUAUUCGUGACAAAAAUGAGAUAACCUACGUGUAUAUUUGUAGCUCAUUCUUGUAAUUUUUUAAAAUAUCUUUUGAGUAGGUAAACUAUAUGAAGAUCCACGAGUGCCAUUCGGGUACUUGAAUUUAUAUUUUGAAAGUAAACGAGAAGGAAUAAGAGGCCCAAUGAACAAAUCCUACAGUCCGUCUGUACAAAUUGUCGUUAACUUCGUUAUUUCAUGUUUCAUUCCA